Messenger RNA from Glossina fuscipes, 2355 nucleotides. It is a transcript of the gene wls, whose product is annotated as protein wntless. The coding region runs from base 190 to 1875 and encodes 561 amino acids. Gene Ontology annotation, molecular function: Wnt-protein binding. Gene Ontology annotation, biological process: intracellular protein transport; Wnt protein secretion; Wnt signaling pathway. The transcript is spliced from 2 exons. Gene Ontology annotation, cellular component: endomembrane system; organelle membrane. NCBI's taxonomy places the organism in Eukaryota, Metazoa, Arthropoda, Insecta, Diptera, Glossinidae. The record is from RefSeq and is a predicted model, not a curated record.
AAAGUAACAGAGACGAGGGCAACGAUAGGUACUUGAAAAGUUUGUUUGGAAAUUGUGCAGAACCUUUUUUUUAGUAUAGUGAAACUUCUGAAUUUUAAGUUCAAAAAGACAUUUUUAAGAGAUAAAUUAACCAAAAAUUAAAUAAAUAAAUAAAUAACCUUGCAUGCUCAUACAAGAAGGAAUUCCAUUAUGUCUGGUACUAUUUUGGAGAAUUUAAGUGGACGUAAGUUAUCCAUAUUGGCAGGUGUUUUAUUACUUAGUCAAGUGGCCUGCUUUCUGUUGGGUGGUCUCUUGGCACCUAUACCGGCCGGUCAUCAAAAUAUUCUUGGCAUGGUCUGCCGAGAUCAACCGGGACGGCAAAAUGACACUACAUUUUGGUUGUACUCACGUGGUGAAGGUCGCUGCGCCUCCAUAUCACAGGAAGAAAUAGAACGUCACUAUACGAAAAUGGCAAACGAGAUUGUUUACUUAUUUCAAAUGCCUUUACCUCGCGAUGGAAAAUGGUUAGACUAUUCGCGUUGGCAAUCGAACUUAAUUGGCGUUUUGCAGGUAGAUCUAGCAUAUGGUUCGGAUGUCGCUUUAAUAGAACCACCAAAAGAUUUGAAAUUAACCAUUGACACCCGUUUGGCGUAUCGUAGCAAGAAUGAUGCUCCGAACGCAUGGAGACUAUAUUCUCAUUCGGUGGAACAACGUUAUUUGGAUUGCCAUCCAGUGCAUAAAAGUCAAUUAGAGACGUUAUACUCGUGCGAAAUGAUACCUCUAUUCGAAUUGGGAGCAUUACAUCACGACUACUACUUACUAAAUUUACGUUUCCCAAUAGAUACGGAGAUGCAUUUAAAUUUGAAUGUUGGUCACAUGCAUGAUUUAACAUUAACCGCUAUUUAUCAAAAUGGAGGCUUUACAAAAGUAUGGCUUUCCCUGAAAACGGUACUAUUUCCAUUCAUCGUGGGUAUAAUGGUGUGGUUUUGGCGCCGCGUUCAUAUUUUACAACGUUCACCUGCUCUUCUGGAAUAUAUGCUCAUUUAUCUGGGCAGUGCGUUGACUUUUUUAAACCUGCCAUUAGAAUUUCUUACAUUAACUUUUGAAAUGCCUUACAUGCUGCUUUUAAGUGAUAUUCGCCAAGGCAUGUUCUAUGCAAUGUUAUUGUCAUUCUGGCUAGUUUUCGCUGGCGAACAUAUGCUCAUCCAAGACUCACCAGAAAAGAAUUCCAUACGUUGUCGUUAUUGGAAACAUUUGUCAGCCGUCGUUGUGGGUUGUUUAUCUCUAUUCAUUUUUGACAUUUGUGAGAGGGGUGUACAGCUACGCAACCCAUUUUAUUCGAUAUGGACUACACCCCUCGGUAGUAAGGUUGCUCUAAGUUUUAUCAUUUUGGCAGGCAUAUCGGCAGGAGUUUAUUUUCUAUUUUUGUGCUUUAUGGUAGCUAAAGUUUUUCGUAAUAUUGGCGCUAAAAGAACUUCACUGCCAUCCAUGUCAGCUGCCAGACGUUUGCACUAUGAAGGGCUCAUAUAUCGUUUUAAAUUCCUAAUGAUGGCCACACUUUUAUGUGCUGGUUUAACUGUUGCAGGCUUUAUAAUGGGACAAGUAGCGGAAGGUCACUGGAAAUGGGAUGAGGACAUUGAGAUACAACUUACAUCAGCUUUUUUAACUGGCGUUUAUGGCAUGUGGAACAUAUAUAUAUUUGCGUUGCUUAUACUGUACGCCCCUAGUCACAAACAAUGGCCUUGCUCAAACUCGGACGAAACCACGCAAUCCAACGAGAACAUAGUAGCUGCUGCCGCCAAUGAAGAAAUCGAAUUUAGUAAUUUGCCAUCAGAUUCGAAUCCCAGCGAAAUAUCAUCACUUACAUCGUUUACGCGCAAAGUGGCAUUUGACUGAUUUCAUUUUUUAUACAAUAUAGGGCAACAAUUCAAAUCGUGAAUAUGUACUUAAGUUUAACGACAAAAAAAAUUUUACGCAUAGUGUGUCAGUCAGUAUUAGCAAUAUGUCUUUUUAUAUGUAGUUUUUUUAUUUUUUAAAUAUUCGUCCAUUUUAUAAUAUGUUGUAAUCAUGCCUACGAAUAUUUAAAUUGAUUGAAGUCGUCGAUUUUUUUUUAUAUUUUUUUUAUGUAAAGCUAUAUACACAUAUAAAAUGUUUCAUUUUAUAUUUCUAUGAAUACAUGUGCAGAAUGAAUGCUUACAUCAAUAGUAUUAAAACAUAAGGAACUGCAAUCUCAAAUACAUGUACUUUUUUAAUUUAUAAUACCAUUCAUUUUUAUGAAUUAACUUUUACGCACACUUAUUAGGAAUGUCUGUCAGCGUCGACGCGGAAUAAACAAGCAAAGCUAUUUACACCAGCAUUUGUGCAUUUAAUAUGUCG